AGACAAAUCUACUCUCUACUGCUCAUUAGUUUGGGUGCCUCGAGUUCCUCUGUACAACCGAGCUCCUGUACGGAAAGCGACCUCUGCUUUCAAAGUCACGUGCACUGACCCCACUACAGAAACAGAUUCACCGGCUCCACCUGCGCCUCUCUGAAGAACUACCACAGACAAUCUAUUUGUUUCACUUUUAGACGAGGAGAACUGCACUGCGAGGAACUCUGACAAUCCCACUGACAGGUGAGAGGAGGAAGAUACCAAAUAAAGAUUUAAACAUGAAACUUGAAGUGUUUUCCGCAACCCACUUCGUUCCCUUGGAGGUGUGCAGUCACAGUGAUGCAGAGGGAACUGUCCCCUCUCCCCUAUCCGGGGAUGAGCUGGGCUCAGACGGGGACUGCGUGGCCAACAGUCCAACACCUGCCACCACGAGCAGCGCCAAUGGCAAGGGGAAGCCCUACACCCGCAGACCCAAGCCACCUUACUCCUACAUCGCACUCAUUGCUAUGGCCAUCCGGGACUCCGGCAGCGGCAAGUUGACUCUAGCUGAGAUCAACAACUACCUGAUGAAUAAAUUCCUGUUCUUCCGUGGCAGCUACACCGGCUGGCGGAACUCGGUGCGCCACAACCUGUCGCUGAAUGACUGUUUCCUCAAGGUGCUCCGGGACCCGUCCAGGCCCUGGGGCAAGGACAAUUACUGGAUGCUGAACCCGAACAGCGAGUAUACCUUCGCCGACGGGGUGUUCCGGCGCAGGAGGAAGCGCAUCAGUAAGUGCCGAUCCAGCGUUGGUUCCAAUAAGGACAUCAAGAACCCAGACGAGGAGACUCGCUUCUCGAGCACUCCAUCUGCGCCCUCCCGGGAGGAGAGGGUUAUGGGCGCUAAGUUCUCCAGCUCUUCCAGCUCCUUCUCCAUCGAUAGCAUCCUCAGUAAGCCCUUCAUAAGGAGGGACGAUAGAGACCACACUGAUGCAGACAGUGCAUAUACCAACCCCGGUGCCCACCGGUGCUACUGGCCCGCCGGUGCCCACCACAUGCUGCCCCACACACUGGGCUACCCACCCGUAUCCCCUGCUAUGGCGCACGCACAUGCACAGCAGUUGUACCACCAGGCCAGCUCAGGCGCGUCGCGCAUGUUGCACGCAUACAGGUGCAGCCUCGCGGAGCAAGCGGAGCACAGCAGGGACCCACGCACAGCUGUCCACGUGACGUCACAGGGCUACAUGCCAAACUCCGAUGCUGCUUUCUCCCGGGUGAAGAUGCACACAGCGCAAGGUGGCAGCUGUCAUCCUUUCCAGAUAGACUCAUUGCUCUCCUAAAGUCAACAUGAGGGACAAUACUGUAAUGAUGUAUCUUAGAUUUGCCAUGUGCCCUCUCCUAUACGCUCUACGUUUUUCUAGUUUUAAAAAAGAAUUCAGGGCUUUGAACAGUUUCCAAUGAGAAGUCGGUGUAGCAAGAAUGAAAAACGUAAUAUUUUCUUGUUGUCAAGUGACUUUAUUUCUGUCUGGUUAUUCCUAGGACCGAGCAAAUCAGUUGCAAUCGAAUGACAUGACAUUCCCCUGUGUGCGUGUGUGCGUGUGUGUGUGUGUGUGUGUGUGCGUGUGCGUGCGUGUGUGUGUAAGGUAAUUUCUACUGUAAACUACGGCUACCAUGUGCCAAAUAUGAAAACAUAUACAUAUUUGUGUUGUAGCCUAGUUUUGUAUGACUUGCUGCAAAAUAUUCAUUUAAAAUAUUUGUUCGAUUGUUGACUACUGCACAGAAAGGAAAUACAGUAUGUUUUCCUAAACAUUGAUUCAUGCACGAUAUUUUUCUGAGCGAAAAUAAAAAAAAUAUUUUGGAAAGAAUUAUCAAAGCAAACCACAAGUAUGUAUUCUUUAUUUUCCUUUGGUUGAAGCCAAGACAAGGGCAAUAAAAAGUAAAUAUUAUUUUUUUUUCUC
Molecule: messenger RNA, 1928 nt
Organism: Oncorhynchus keta (chum salmon)
Lineage: Eukaryota; Metazoa; Chordata; Actinopteri; Salmoniformes; Salmonidae
Product: forkhead box protein Q1-like
Exons: 1
Coding region: 273-1310 (345 amino acids)
Biological process (GO): anatomical structure morphogenesis; cell differentiation; regulation of transcription by RNA polymerase II
Molecular function (GO): DNA-binding transcription factor activity, RNA polymerase II-specific; RNA polymerase II cis-regulatory region sequence-specific DNA binding
Source: RefSeq, a predicted model, not a curated record